AAAAUAUUGCAAUUUUGGGAUAAAAAACUCUCGACGUGCGUGGCAGCGCAAAAGGUUAAUUCCAGUGCGAGAAAGUAAAUACAAAAUCUUCGAUAAGGAGCCGAAUUUGGAAGGACAACAACUUCCGCGUUACGUAAAGAAACGAGACAUCUCCUUUCCCGUUAUAUCAAAUUAUAGCAUGAACUGUAUAAAUAUCGCCCGUACAUUUGAAUGGAAAAGUCCUGGACGAUUUUCUUGAGCACAGAGGGCGGUGGCCUCCGGGCGCCUAACGACAGUACUGCGCGUCAGCGAACGAAGCCUGCAGUUCCAAGUCAGUUCUCGUCUCACGAUGGGACGAAGUCGUGGUUUUUCCUGGUUUUUCGUGCGGUUCACGGCGCUCGUGAAACCCAUCGUCGUGUUCCUCGACGUUUCGCGGAUGUGAAUCCCUGGCGCGGAGAUACGGCGUCCACAGGAACAGCAGGAGGAUUCGAAGCGGCUUCAGUGAGUGUGACACUUGGGCGGUGUCAGGUUAGGUUUCGAGAAAGGGUGAAGGAAAUAAACCGCAAAACUGGCAGGCUUGGCAGGUUGCGUCUCGACGAUGGUCGACGAUGAGGAACAGGAGGAGCUUCGGUGUACCGGAAGCGACGUGGAGAUCGAGGAGUACACCGACACCGAGGACUCGCCAUAUGUCGCUUAUCAGGCUACCGAUAAGCUGUUCGAUACGGACAGAGCGACCUGGCAAAAAUUCAGCUUCAUCGCCACCCUUCUGACCGUCGUCGUGUCCAUUACCUGUUUGAUUAUCACCUAUCCCCUUUAUCUCGAGAGCGUCAGCUACGUGUCCAACGCUUACACAGGACUUCUCUUCACUGCCUUCUGCUCUGCCUUCAUCCUGGGCGUAAUAUGCUUCAUCGCGGGCAGAGUGUCUCCACCACCAGCUCUGAUCCCGAACAGCAUGCGGAUUAGGAUCCCUCGUUGUGCUCUGCUCAAGAUCAGUCUUAUCUAUGCCCUGUCUGGCAUAGUGAUCACUCUUUCUUUGGACCGGGGCAGAGUCUUGUGUCACUUGCAGGAUCCCAUAAAAGGCAUCACUUUGGUCUUCUCUCUGGUCUACUAUUUCUUCUUCUGUCGUAAAAUGAUGAGCUUGCAGAGAAUCUUCUCAAGCACUACGAUAAUUGUUGGUCUCUUCAUAAGCGUGGAUUAUGGCCUGUGUGACGAGUUUCGAUGCAGAGGGCGAGAUGUUUCGGCUCAUGUGAGAGGAUCUUGGGGCGUGAAGGCCAUUUGGACGUUCGUUUAUGUCGGUUCCCUGGCUGCUUUCGCUAUGUUCUUCACUCUGCUGGAGGGCCAUUAUACCACUGAGCAACAAAACAUGUGUCAAAUAAUGGCGAGCCAACAAAAUUCUUUUCUCUACACGGUGUCGAGAUUGGUGUCUUCGCGAGACAUCCGUCGACGAGGUUCUGAAGAGGAAGGAGGCAGACUACUCCAUGUGACAGACCCUGAUCCUACCAUAAAACCAAAACACAUUCCAAAACCUCCAAUCCUCGAAACUCUCUUCUACAUUCACUUAAUCGCCUUCUUUGCCAUUUUAUCCAUGUCCUGGAUCGACACGUUGCCAGGAAUAGGCAGAGGUUUGUCUCCAGUGGAACUAUACCGUACAAUAGAGCACGGGCUCACAUGUCACUUCAAGAACACCGAAAACUGCUCAAAUAUUUCUACUCAUGGCUGGAUCUUCUUGAUAGCAUAUAGUACUUUCGCAAUUUCUGUGUUGAACUUCCUGUCUAUAAGCGAGAGCGCUGUCUUCACCGUUGCUACCGCUACUGUGUCUCUCCCGUUGUCUGGAAUCUGGUGGAGCAUAUACAAAAUGGACAUUCACGGUGAUUUCAUUACAUGGUCCCCCGGAGUGACGGGAGAGCUGAUCUGCGCACUACUAGGUCUUCCAGUGGUCCUUCUAGGUCUGGGUCUCCUCGUCAGAUCGCACUUCCGCGACACUCAGCCCUGCUACUUGACCAUGCAAUCACCAGACGUACAAUGUGAACCGUCUCAAAGAUGAACAACUUUCAGGAAACUAACUGGAGUCUUUGUACUUAACUCUACAACAUAAAAGAUUCAUAGCAAUUGUUUUACAAAUUUUUGUUUAAACGUAAAAACAAAAAAAAAGAAAAAGAAA
This is a messenger RNA of Heterotrigona itama, 2140 nucleotides long. NCBI's taxonomy places the organism in Eukaryota, Metazoa, Arthropoda, Insecta, Hymenoptera, Apidae. The record is from the annotation of a GenBank genome assembly.